GUAAACGAGGGAAGAGAGAAAACACGGCGCCGAUCAUGGCGAUAGAAAACAGCUGUUAAUUAGAUCCUUUCACCAGUGUAAUAUGUGGCGGAUCACACGGGACAGCACCACGAGCUUACUUCUCAAAACCCGGCAGUGAUCGGGGUAGUUCGGACGUGAUGACGAGGUAAAACUCCACUAUACUGGGAACUAGUCGAUCUGCGGAAACGUCUAGUGGCGAUCAGAUAUAGUGGUAGACGGCACUGUUAGCAGUGUGUGGACGUGUCGCCGUCACCACAUGGACCACGUUGACAUGGACACCGGCAUCAUCCCCAUUCGCCACUCCAGCCUGCCCGGCCAGGUCCGACUCCCAACGAGGUAUGAUAGGGCCGGAACCAACAGAAACACACGCACGCGCAAAGUGAGCCAGGCGCAAGCACCACGUGACGGCCUCGUCGACCGACUCGACGAUCUGAUGACCGCCAUGAUGUGGGUCAAGCAGGAGCUGAUUCUUCUCCGGCAGCACGACAUUCUCCUGAAAAGACAGUUCUUCAACAUCCAGGACACGAUCCACUCGCUCAAACCGAAAUCACCAGAACCGUCCGACCAGGAUCUGACCUCGUCGACCACGUCGUUGGACCACAGCGAAAACUACAUGUUCGAGAACUUCGUGGUGAGGGCGUCGUCAAGUGUGACGAUGCUGAACGGCCUGGAGGAAAAGGACGACGAAGAGGAAGUGCACGACGUCUUCCGGCCAAGGACUUGUUCAAUGCGAACCUCGCGAGAUCUCGCAGCUUUGGCGAGAAGACGUGGAAGUAAAGAUCUCGUUUGACAGCAGAACGAGAAAUGGUGUUAGAGUGCUGUCUUUGGAUCGUUAUUAUUAAUGUGAAGAUACAACAUAAAAAGCCUGGCAAAAGUCGCGAUCUUAGCAAAAAGUCACGAUCCUCAAGGCAUCCUUGCAAAAAGUCAAGAUUCUCAUGUACAAAGCUUUUCAAGCUUCCAGAGCGCCAUGGUUAAUGGAUAUGGCGGGAGCGGAGUUCGACUCAUAUCAGCUUGAUAUCUCUAACUUUCAAUCUUCGAUAAAGAUUGGAUCAGAACGCUGUAAAAAAAAAAAAAACCUUAAAAGUAAUGCAAAAUGGAUUUUUGUCUGAAACAUUCAUGCUCGAAAGGAUGUAGACAAGGUGACGUGUUGUCUGCCUACAUCUUUAUUAUAUGCCUAAAAUCCAUAGCAAUUAAUGUUAUAAAUAAUGAAACCAUUAUGGGUAUUGAUAUAGACGGUUAAUAAUAUCUUAUAUCCAGAGCUAGAUUUAGACCUUGGGGGGGGGGGGGGGGGG
This is a messenger RNA of Gigantopelta aegis, 1313 nucleotides long. RefSeq lists its product as uncharacterized. The transcript has 3 exons. NCBI's taxonomy places the organism in Eukaryota, Metazoa, Mollusca, Gastropoda, Neomphalida, Peltospiridae. The record is from RefSeq and is a predicted model, not a curated record. Bases 278 to 811 code for a protein of 177 amino acids.